Molecule: messenger RNA, 3593 nt
Organism: Gordionus sp. m RMFG-2023
Lineage: Eukaryota; Metazoa; Nematomorpha; Gordioida; Chordodea; Parachordodidae
Product: probable ATP-dependent RNA helicase DHX34
Exons: 15
Coding region: 29-3550 (1173 amino acids)
Biological process (GO): nuclear-transcribed mRNA catabolic process, nonsense-mediated decay
Cellular component (GO): intracellular anatomical structure
Molecular function (GO): RNA binding; helicase activity
Source: RefSeq, a predicted model, not a curated record
AAUAAUUAAUGCUCAAAAAAAUUUACCCAUGUUUAAAUUUAAAGACAAUUUCAAAAAUAUAGUUCAAAAUAAUGAUGUUAUUGUAAUUGCUGGAGAUACUGGGUGUGGUAAAUCAACUCAAAUUCCUCAAUAUUUGAUUGAGUUAGGAUUUAAAAACAUUACUUGUACUCAACCUAGAAGGAUAGCAUGUAUAUCUUUAUGUAAAAGAGUGGCAUAUGAGUUAAAAACUUCAAGUGAUAUGCAAAAUUACAUCAACACAACUUUUGGUGAUUCAUUUUUCACUUUAAAUACUGAGACAAAUCUUCCUCAAAAUAAUACUUCUAUAGGAUACCAAAUAAGAUUUGAUAAAACCUAUUUUUCACAUCCUAAAAAUAUUUUAACCACAAAGAAUGAAGAUGAUUUAACAAGAAAGGAUAGUUUUAAUAAAUUAUUAUUUAUGACUGAAGGAAUUCUAUUGAGGCAAUUGGGCACUGACCCCAAUCUUUCAGGCUAUGAUUGUAUAUUGAUUGAUGAAGUUCAUGAGAGACAUUGUACAACUGACUUUAUUCUUGGCUCCCUAAAAUGCAUUCUUUCCAAAUUUAAAUUUUCCAAGACAAAGCCUAAUUUUAAAUUGAUAUUGAUGUCAGCCACAAUAAAUACACAAUUGUUUGUAGACUAUUUUGAUAAAUGUGCCUUUUUACAAGUUCCUGGACGAUUAUACCCUAUAGAAUUAGUUUACGUUCCUCUUAAUGAUGAAUCUAAUGUUAGAGAUAAUAAAGAAAUGCUCAAGGUAAAUGAAUUAUGCAAUCCUGAACCUUAUGUAAGGUUGCUCAAAAGUAUUGACCAAAAAUAUGGGUCACCUCUUAAUCAACCUGGUGAUGUGUUGAUAUUUUUGCCUGGAGUUCAGGAAAUUAAUAAUGUAGCUAGUGCCCUUAAAGAAUAUUCUUUUGAUAAAGGAUUUCAAGCCAAAGUUAAUGCCCCAGACCCAAACCUAAUUGGUAAUUCCAACCAUUGGGUUAUCUUACCUCUUCAUGCCUCCCUCUCCACUCAUGAUCAAGAUAUGGUUUUUGACAUAACACCAGCUGGUUAUAGGAAAUGCGUUUUGGCCACCAAUGUAGCAGAGACUUCGGUUACUAUAGAUGGUAUAAGAUUUGUGAUUGAUAGUGGAAAAGUAAAAGAAUUACAUUAUGAUCCAUUGACUAAAAUGUCGCGUCUUAAAACCUUUUGGAUUAGCAAAGCUGGUGCUGAACAAAGAAAAGGUAGAGCAGGCAGAACUGGACCGGGUAUUUGCUACCGACUAUAUGAUCACCAAAAACAUUUCGAGCAAACUUUCAAGGACUUUUCGCUAUCAGAAAUAUCGAAAGUUCCCAUACAUUGUUUGGUUCUUCAAAUAUUGGCCCUUGGUGAUGGCUUGCACAAAAUUAAUCCUGAGUUAACCAAUUCUUUUGCCAAAAGUGAAGGAGGUGAAAAUGACGCUCUUGAUGACAAAGGCGAUAAUAAUGAGAAGUGUAUUGGCGAAGAGUUUUUUGGAGGGGAUAUCAAAAAAUUCCCUUUUAUAGAACCACCCGACCCUUCUACUCUCGAUGCCUCUAUAGCGUAUCUGUCUCAACACGGUGCUCUGACAAUAUUACAAGAUGACAAGGUCGAAUUGACUAAUUAUGGUAGACUGUUAGCUCGCUUACCAUUAGACAUCACCGUAGCUAAAAUGCUCAUGAACGCUUAUUUCCUAAACGUUGAUUUUAACAGCACCACGAAGCUUAUCGAUAUAACCUUGACACUAUCUGCCAUUUUCAGUAUAAGAUCCAUUUUUAACGCUAAAGCUAAUAGAGAUGUUAAAGCGUUUUGCGCGCGUCAAUCCUUGCAAUCGCCUCAACACGGGGAUCCCUUUACCCUAUUCAACCUUUUCAAUCACUGGAUCAAGUUAAAAAUCGAAGACAUUGAUUAUUCCAGCGCCUAUAUGAACCCUUAUGAUAAUAAAAGAUCUAAUCGCGAUCACAAUAAGUCUAACCAAGAUUCCAACUCGAGUAACAGAGCCAAAAGAUGGUGUCGAAAGGUGGGGGUCGAGGAACAACGUCUUUAUGAAGUUUUAAAACUCAGGAAACAGUUUGGUUCUCUGAUGAAACGGGAAUUUUCGAAUAAACGUCAGGACAUUAGUCAUGAUAAUGUCGAAGCAUCAGCUGAUAAACCUGAGAUAGGAAUUAUCAAAAGACUCAAACGGGAAAGACUCACUAAGAGUGGUAGAGUUAAGGUACUUAAAAUCAGAGACAAAGAGACCGCCGGACAUGAUAACAAAGCGCAUUCAAAAGAGGAUACAUCCGGCGCAGAGGAAAUCGAUUCUUCUUCCGAUAUAGAUAUCGAAGAUAUGGAACUGAAAUAUGUCCAAAAUGAUGAUAUCAAAAAAUUAUACGUUCCCGAAAUGAAUUCCGAAGAUAUAGCAAUGGUUAAAUUCGUAUUGUUGUCAGGAUUUUAUCCUCACAUAGCAAUCCCUGACCAGUUUGAUACUUUUAAAAGAGGAUCCGAUUUGAUCUACCAUACGAAGGAAAAACCAUUCGUUGCCAUUCACCCUCAUUCAUCGUUAACCCUUGAACCAGAGUUAUACUUAGCUAAAGGACCCCAAUCUGAUACAAUUUUACUAUCUUACGCCUCUUUAUUAGAAACGACUGCCAAGCCAAAUUUGCUGAACCCACUCACUCUGCAGCACCCAUUCCCUUACAUGAACAUAUUUUGCGAUUCCAUCAUUAUGGCUGUUAAAGAUCUUGGAAGCUCGUCUGUUGAUAAAAUGGCCAUAGAGAUCAUAUACGAUAACUGGUGUCUCCUAAAAUUUAAGGGAGAACUAGCAUUCAAUAAAGUUGUAUCUUCACUCUGUGUAGCCUUAGCUAUUCGUCAGCUUUUCGAGAUUUUGAGAGAUAAAUUGACUCUAGCCCAUUCAUUACCUUGUAUCGAGGCAGAAAAGGAUGAAAUUAAUGUUGAGGAGAAAAGUACCAUGGGUCAAAAAGUUGCAUCAAAUGACAUAAACGUUCGGGUCCUACAUAAUAUGAUCAAUUCCAACCUUUCAAAUUUUACCGACAUGGCUUAUACCGUUAAAAAGGUGGGAGGUCACUCAUUUCGCCCAGAAAAUGUAUCGUUAAUUCCAACGACUACUCAUAUUCGUACGCAGAGCAGAGACGUCGGCGAUUUACAAAAUUGUGUCACUGCUUUGUUAGAAAAUCCGACAUCUCUCGAACAUACUUUCCCUUACUUCCAAAUAUCCCUCGAUAGCGAAGAAAUCAACUCCAUUACGCAACCCUUUAACUGCGAUAAAUGUCACGAAUUUAAAGGCGAGAAUAAUCAAUGUAUAAAUUCACACAUCUUAAAGGUUUACAUGGAACAUCUAAUCGGGUGCAACAUUAAGUUGGCCUUGGUUAAGUUGGACUCUAAGCUUACAUACGAUAAUUUCAAUGAGUUUAGUCUAAAAGAUUUAGGUAAAGGUGUUAAAAAUGAAAAUAUAUUUUACUGCGAAGCCUGUGGAAAGAAUUUUACAAAUUUUACCAAAAUCGAUAUCUUGCGACACAAAAAAACGCAUCCGUCUUGAUCAUAUUUAUAAGAAAAUUUCUUGUAAUGUUGGACAAGUUUUC